Messenger RNA from Xenopus tropicalis (tropical clawed frog), 8086 nucleotides. It is a transcript of the gene znf407, whose product is annotated as zinc finger protein 407. The transcript is spliced from 9 exons. Gene Ontology annotation, biological process: positive regulation of transcription by RNA polymerase II. Gene Ontology annotation, cellular component: nucleus. The coding region runs from base 162 to 6074 and encodes 1970 amino acids. NCBI's taxonomy places the organism in Eukaryota, Metazoa, Chordata, Amphibia, Anura, Pipidae. The record is from RefSeq and is a predicted model, not a curated record. Gene Ontology annotation, molecular function: nucleic acid binding; zinc ion binding.
UAAUAAGAGGAUGUUAUAUAGUUUAGACAUUAUGAUUUCAAAAUGUCCACCAGGUGUCAUCACAAUACAAGUUUAAGAUGCUCUGUCUCUACUUGUGUUGCAACUACAUAAGGAUUUUACUGGUAGAUUUACUUCUAUGAAGCAGUUGCAGUUUGUUGAAUAUGGAAAGCAAGCAAGAGUGUCAAGAUAAGAGCUCAGCAGAUGAGCCUAAUUUUGAAAACCGAAUAGAUAUAGAAGAAAGCUCCAUCAUUGGUGACCCUGUAGGUGAAAAGCCGUUGAAUUCAUCAUCAUCAAUAUCUUCAGCUAAGAAAGUGUCUGGCACACAGUGCACUAAAAGACUAAUUCAAGGAACCCAUACUUCCCAAAAGUUGGAAGGAGGGUGUGCCGAAAAUGAGCCUUUGUCAAAACGACCAAAAAUAGAGGAAGGUACUGGUGAUGGAAGUGAUACUUAUAUAAACCCAAACAAUAAGGACAGCACAGUCAAACAAGUACCACCUUUGGCCAAUAUCACCUUGCUCCCUAAUAAUGAAAAGGUCUGUGAUAUACAGAGUAUUCCCCAAGAAGGAGUAUUAAAUGCUGAAGAAAACAUUGACACAGUUUCAAGUAGUGGUGACUUUAAUAGCAAACAUGCAGAAAAUUUGUAUUCUUCAAACUGUGCUCUUAUUGAAGAUAAUAGCUGCCCUACUAAGGAAAAAAGCGUACAAAUUCCAGUAAACUCAGUGUCCAUUCAAAGCAAAAUAUAUUCCUGUGAUAUCUGUGGUUUCCAGUGCUCUAAAGAAAAUCUUUUGCAUGAACAGCAUAAUUGCCAGGCUCAGGUUCUUCAUGAGAAUUUUGGUGCACCCAAGGGUUUGUCUAAGAAAAUACAUUCAGGUGUUAAAAAAAAGUCCAACAAGAGCAAAUCUAAAGUUAUUAAAUCUAAAUUUACAGCUAAUAUUGAAACAAACUCUGACAUGGAUGGUGAAAAUAAAAAAGCAAAUAUAGGCAGAAAAACAAUGAAACAAAAAAUCAGUAGAGAAUUAAAAAAUAUUUCAAAAAUCAUUUUGGCCAUAAAGGCCAAAAGACAAAAAGACAGAGCAGCAUUCGAAAGGAGCCAUUUCUUUAGGAGAAAAUAUGGUUUUGGUCAUGUAAGGAAGAAAUUGCAUAUGAGAAGAAUAAUAAAAAAAGGCCAAGCACGCUUAAAACCUUUAGCUAUACCUUCAGAAAUGUUACACACAGAGUACACCAAUUGCACACAAAUGCUUGAUGAUAGGAAUAGUACAGCCAUGUUUGAGGAUGUAAGCAAGACCAGCACAUUGCACACAUGUGUUAAUUGUAAGGAACUGUUUCCAAAUGAAAAUGCACUAGAGGCACAUGUUAAGAAGCAACACAAUGAAGAAAUUCAGUUUUAUUGUCAGUCGUGUGGUUUCUUUUGCAUAAACAGGAGGAAUUUUGAAACACAUUGUGACAGUAAUUGUAGUCCGACAGUGAAAUGUAACCUUGAAUGCCAUAUCUGUUCAGCUGUUGCUGCAGAUAUAAUGAUCUUCGAAAAUCACAUGAGUGUCAAUCACAAUUUGAGAUUCCAUUGUGAUGUUUGUAAACUUUAUUUUAGGCUGAGGGAAGAGUUAUUGCACCAUGAAAAAACACAGCAUCAUCUUCAAAUCCUAAUAAGUGGAGACAAACUAGCUUUGCAGAUGUCUGAUCCCAGAAGCAUUCAGUCACAAAUUGAAAUCGACAAUAUAGCCACCACAACAGAAGUGGCAACAGAAGAAAAUCAUGUAAAGAAAGGUGCUGAAAAUGUCUCUCAUUUUGAGACUGGGAAGCAACAAUUUCAAUGUAAAAAGUGUUUUUAUAAGACACGCUCAUCAACUGUCCUUACAAGACAUAUUAAACUUCGACAUGCACACGAUUAUUACUUUUUAUGUAAAGCUUGCAAUAUCUACUCAAUGUGCAAAGAAGGCAUGGAAAAGCAUAUCAAAAGAAGUAAGCAUAUAGAAAAUGCUUGGAAAAAUAAUAUUGGCUUACUGUUUGAGGAGUGUAUAGAAAAGGUUUGGUUUGAUGGCAUUUCAGAUCCUAAUAUAGCUGAGGAUAGAGCUAAAGACAGUCAGCCAUUUCCAGUGUUGCAAAAUAGAGCUUUACCGUCUGCUGAUGGAAACCUUUUUUCCAGCCAAGAUUCCAGUGGAACUGAUGUAUUAAGAAAUGAACGCAAAAAAGGAAAAUCAAAAGGAAGUAUGUCUAGAUUGUGUAAUUACUGUGGACUUGUGGCUUCAAGUGUGACAAAUUUAUCAGUUCAUAUAAGGCGAAAACAUAGCCAUCAGUAUAGUUACUUAUGCAAAGUUUGCAACUAUUACACAGUCACUAAAGGUGACAUGGAACGACACUGUACCACCAAAAAACAUAACAUUCGUGUAGGAGUAGAAAAUAACGGACCACAUAAAAUAGAUGUUAUUGUUACCUCUGAUGGAAGACAUUUUGAAAGCAGGGCUAAGAAAAAAGAAACCUUGUCUCCUUCCCCUUUAGAUAAUGGACAUACUAACUCUGUCACUACGGAGAAACCUGUCAAUACCUCUGACACACUGCCAGUUCAGCAAGUUUCGAAUCCAAUCUGCUCCAUAAAUUUGCCAGAAGACAGCCCGGUAUUUGAAGUUCGGGUUACAGUAGCAGAAACAAAUGCCACUAGUGAAAAUGAUAUAAUAAAGAAGGAUUCUCUUAAAACUGGAAAUAAAAAAAACACUCUGUCUUUAGUCGAGAAACAACAUACUGAAGAGUUUCAGUACUAUUGUAUGGCAUGUGAACACUAUACCGUAACACACAGUGAAAUGAUGGGUCAUGUGAUAACUGAGAAACACAAGAUUAACUACCAGGCUUACAAAUCACAGUCUUCAUCAGUGACAGAUGUCACUACUGACAAUGUUCAGAAAUCAUCAGAUGACUUGUCCAAUCAGCCGGUUCAAGGAAAUAAUGAAUGCUUGACAGCAAUUACUCACAAUCCAAAGUUAAAUGUCGAAAUAGACAGCCAUGUUUCUGCUUCAGAACAAGGAGAAAAGGUAGCAUUGAAUGUGCCUGAAACAACCACCGCCUACUUAAAAGAAAGCACUGAAAUCAAUACAAAUUGUGAGCAAAAAAGUCUGGAUCAUAAGGUUUCCACAGAGAAAGGGCAAGAAAAUGGAAUUGAAAGGCAGCACAUAGUUUCUUCAGUAGGUGUCAAUGACAAAGUGAAAUAUGUAAAAUAUAAAGAUGAUUCAGUUGUUGAAAUGAUACAGCUAAAAAAUGGCGAAUCUAUAUCAAAUGCUCAUUCGGAUGAGAUAAUCCUUGAGGCUGAUAAUGAAAUGGAAGUUUGUUCUGUUGAGGAUACUGUAGGUCUAGACAGAUCAUCAGGUGAUAUUGCAGUGGAAUUGAGCACUGCAAGUGGGACAUACAGUGCAGAUCAAAGCAGAGAGGAGUUUGAUUCUUCAAUUGUGAAACUACACAAAUGGCAAGUAGAAGCGGGUGCUGUACAACCGUUAAAAAGGAAGAAAGGCUGUGGAAAAUCUCAGAAAGGUAAAAGCCGUAUACGCUGUGAUGACUGUGGUUUCUUAGCAGAUGGCCUGAGUGGGCUAAAUGUACAUAUAGCAAUGAAACAUCUAACAAAAGAGAAACAUUUUCAUUGCUUACUAUGUGGCAAGUCCUUUUUUAGCGAAAGCAAUCUUCACCAGCACUUGUCUAGUGUUGGCCAUAUAAGGAAUGAACAGGAGAGUUUUGAAGAGCUACCUGAAGGGGGAGCCACUUUCAAAUGUGUGAAAUGCACAGAACAUUUUGAUUCAGAACAAAGCUUAUUUCUUCAUAUUAAAGAAAAGCAUGAAGAACUGUUAAGAGAAGUCAACAAAUAUAUUGAGGAGGACACAGAACAAAUCAAUAAAGAAAGGGAAGAAAACAAGGGAAAUGUUUGCAAGUACUGUGGCAAGAAAUGUAAAAGUAGCAACUCCAUGGCUUUCCUCGCUCACAUUCGCACUCACACAGGAUCAAAGCCAUUUAAGUGCAAGAUAUGUCACUUUGCGGCAGCUCAGCUGGGAGAUGCCAGGAAUCAUGUGAAGAGACAUCUCGGGAUGAGGGAAUACAAGUGUCAUGUCUGUGGGGUGGCCUUUGUUAUGAAGAAGCAUUUAAACACACAUUUACUGGGAAAGCAUGGACUUGGUACUCCAAAGGAAAGGAAAUUCUCGUGCAACCUCUGCGAUAGAAGUUUCAGGGAGAGGUGGGCUCUGAACAAUCACAUGAAACUACACACUGGAGAAAAGCCCUUUAAAUGUACCUGGCCUACAUGCCAUUAUUCUUUCCUCACUGCAUCAGCCAUGAAAGAUCACUACAGGACUCACACAGGCGAGAAGUCAUUCUUGUGUGACCUUUGUGGCUUUGCUGGUGGGACCCGUCACGCCCUUACUAAGCACCGGAGGCAGCAUACAGGAGAGAAACCAUUCAAAUGUGAUGAAUGCAACUUUGCAUCUACAACUCAGUCCCAUCUAACAAGGCACAAAAGAGUCCACACUGGAGAGAAACCCUAUAGGUGUCCUUGGUGUGAAUACAGAUCUAACUGUGCAGAAAAUGUCCGCAAACAUAUCUUGCACACUGGUAAGCACGAAGGAGUGAAAAUGUACAACUGCCCCAAAUGUGAUUAUGCAACCAAUGUACCAGUGGAGUUUCGUAACCAUCUGAAGGAGCAGCAUGUCGACAUUGAGAACCCUGACUUGGCAUACCUUCAUGCUGGUAUUGUUUCUAAAUCGUUUGAAUGCCGGAUAAAGGGACAAGGUGCAAACUUUGUGGAGACCACCAGCCCUUUCACCGCAUCUUCUACAAUAGAAACUUCUCCACUGAAAGAAAAAACUACGCGAAGUACCAGAAGGCAAUCUCCUGCAACUGAACAAGUGCAGCAGGUCAUUAUUAUCCAGGGAUUCUCUGAAGAAUAUGAUGGGGAUUUUACAAUUGAUGCCUCUGUUGAGGAGACUGCAGCAGCAACCCUUCAGACACUGGCAAUGGCUGGUCAAGUAGCAAGAGUUGUCCAUAUUACUGAAGAUGGCCAAGUAAUAGCCACUGAUCAAGCUGCUCAUAUGAAUAGUAUCAUUCCGGGAGAAAUCCUAAGGGAGCAGUUGCAAGAUGGAGCUACACAAGUUGUGGUAGUUGAAGGUCCUGUAGAAGAAACAGAAGUAGCUGAGUCUGUCUCAAUAGAAACAGUUACUGACUCUACUGGAAAUGUGGUACAGCAGGUCAUGGCGCAGGGAAUUUUAGAUCCAUCACAGACUAUGCAUGCUGCUGAUUCCUCUUCAGCACUGGAUGCACUUCUUUGUGCUGUGACUGAGCUAGGAAAUGUAGAUGAAGGUAACGCUCAACAAGACAGAACAGAAAGAACAGUAGAAGAAUCAGUGGUCAGGAUUACAAGUAACCAGGAAUGUAGUAAUCCCAGUGCAGGUGAAAUACAGAUGUACCAUGAAGUACAUGAUGCACCUCAAAGCAUUGAACCAAUAGAGGUUGUAAGACAAGUCAUGCAUUCAUCGAGCAUUCUUACAUCUCAAGAAUCGGCACAAGUGGCAUUCAAAAAUAUGGUGCAGGGGGUCCUACAGUUUGCUGUUUGUGAUUCUGAUUCAGCAGAUCAGCUAGGUGUUACUCAGGUAAUAGUAAAUGAUGAAGGAACAGUGCAUAUGGUCUCUAGUGAAGGCCCUCGUAUAAUUAUGCACAAUGCUGAAAGCCAUACCCUUAAUCUUCCUGAGCAAAACGUGGAUCUGGUUGAAUCUGAUGAAGAAAUUUCACAAAUAAUUGUCACUGAAGAGUUAGCCAGGGCCAUGGUCCAAAAUGUCAGCAGCAGCUUUACAGAUGGCACGACUCAUUAUAUUGUGACAGAAUUACCUCAAGAUGCAAUGCAGAAAGAAUCUGGUGUUUUUUCACAUGCAGUAAUACAGACAGAUGAGUCAGGAGAUAUUCUGCAUGCAGAAACUACUUUGGGGACAGAAAUUCCAUGUGAAGCCACAUCAGAAGAUCUUACAAGCAUGACAGUGUAUACAGAGUGUAGCUCCCAAGACAUACAUGAGGCAAACCAAAAAGAGGCUAUUGAAGAACAGGUGCAAGUGUAGAGCGCGAUCAUUCAAUUCAGUUGUGUGUAAUUUUAUAAAUUCUGAUGGAGUAAUGUAAAAGAAACUGCAGAAUUGGCUCUGGGUCUAGUAAACCAUAGCACCAAAAACAGGUGCCCAGUAAAGGCUACCUACUGAUUGUGUAAACUUUGCAACUUUUGCUACAUUACCCAUAUUUUGUUUAUUCAAGUGUAUAUGACUUUUGUUUCGACCAAGACAUGGCAGUAAAGAUGUAAGGCAUCUACUGAGACUGAUAUGUGUGUUAACUGAAUUCUCCAAAUAAAACAAACGCACCAGUUCCAAACGCAAAGGUGGGCCUUUAAUUACUGAGUGAUCACAUUGAUUAGCGGUGUUAAAUUUCUGCCGUUGGCUCUUUUACACUCCCAUGGGGCAUUGGUCUUUAAAUAACCUCAUAUCUAGGUGAACAUCUGUGUUGGUGUUAGAUAUAUUCUGUAACCUUUUAACAAAAUAUGGGAGAAUUGACAUUAGCUUCUCCCUAUGAAAUAGCAGUUGUAAACAACAUUUACAUUUCUGGAUUAUCACAAUACAUUUAACAAAAAGUUUUUAAGAAAUGUACAGUGAAACAUAAAAUUCCAUUUAUGCUGCAUUAUUGAAUUCAUUUAUACAAAUAGCUUAAAAAAAUGUAAUGUUUGCUUUGUUGUUUAUCAUAUCCUUGAGCUUAUGUUGAAAUGCAUGCUGUGGAAAAAUCACAGAUAAAUAGCUUUUCUGUGAUUUGCAGUACAUUCUUAUGGAUUUUAUUUAUGUUUUAAUUUCAUAAAACUGUACAAAAGGGAAAUGACUUGAUUCUUUACAGUAUCCACUAUUUAAACAUGGUUUGGGGUUUAAUUUGGUAGCUAGCUUAAUUUAUCGCAGCAUAAGGUUUACUUCCAUGCAAUGCUCAGAUAUACUGAAAGACCACCAUAUGCUGUUUAUUUUAUUAUGCUAUAUACAGAUUCUGCUGGCAGUUUAAGGUAUGGUUUGACAUACUGCCAUGUAGCAACUUUUGGAUAAUUCUUAUUAUUUUGCAGAAAUUUUUUUUUUCCAAUUUUCCAACUCAGCAACACUGGUGUGUGCAUGUCAUUUAGAUACAAAUCUUGGCUAAAUGUAGUACAUACAGAUAUUCAGUCUCAGGUAUAUCAGUAGCUUUAGCACAUUUAUUAAAUGUAUUGCUCUUCUAAGGCAGAAGUUGUGACAUAAUGCGUUAUUGGCAGAGGGUCGAAAGGAGCUAAGCGCCGUCCUAGAGUCCACCGAGCUAAUGGAACUGAGUGGACAUCUUAAGUAUUCAGUGAGUUAGGACAAACCCAGUUUCCAUCAUAUGCCUCAGCUGAUCUACAGCUUUUAACUGAUAUUUAUAUGUUACAAUAGCUAUUAAAUGGGGUUUGGACACCCCCCUGACAGUAUAUUUUUGCACUUCCCUUUCAAAUGUUGGGAGUGUCACUCAUAAUUACUUAGUUACUACACAAGAGUUGAUUUUUUUUUCAGGCAGGUUAUCCAAUACACAAUAUUGUGCUUUUUGACCACAAACUAAGAAUGCCCAGACUGCACUAUCUUUGGUUGAUUGGACCAUGAGCAAGAUUGUUUUAAAAACCGUGAAAGUGAGGCGUAACUAUGCUCCAGGAUGAUGAUCGCUGAUGAUUGGCCAACAGGUUUUUUCACAUUGGCUGAUCAGCUCUGAUAUAACUGCAUCAGGGUAGGAUCUUUCAAAAUGUUGAUGUGGGGGACCCAAAAAUUAUCCACCUGUAAAAAAUUACCAAACUGAAAAAGCUAAAGGGCCUGCUCUUGGCCAGUUAUAUCUAUUGCUUUAUUAAUUUGCUUAGAGUUAUGCUGACUGAAGACAUGUUCCCAUGAACUGAAACAGUACAACCCUGGUAAAGAGAAUCUGCCAUAAACCUAAUAUGCAACUUGUACAAGUUUAUUUAAAUGUUUAGAUGUUGAAGAGCCCUGGCCAAAUGAAAGUUAUCCUAUUUUUGUGGCACGAUUUGUCUUUUUUCCAUAUUGUAAAACAUUUUUUGUUG